AGAAGGGACUAUUCUGCAGAAGGUGGGUUUGUUUUGUCCUCCCGUUCUGCCUGAAGUUGGGCGGGGCCUGAUUUUCUUCUCUCUUCCCCCCACUCCCCCCCCUCGGAAGUAGACGUAUCUGUCUAUAUUUCCUUCUUUUAUUUUCUUUUCUUUUAUUUUUUUUUACAACAACCCCCUUUCCCCAAUACUAAGCAUCAUGGGCGUCACGAUGGACGACUGAAGAACGGGUCCCAGAUUUCACCCCUUUAUUUAUCCUUUCAUUAAUUGGACCGAAUGAAAUCCAACUGUGGUUUUCUCCGCUUAGCAGGAGAGGUAUCUGUAUCCAGUGGGGAGGUAGGCUCAACCAGGGGAGGAAAGAAUGAAGUUCUUCGAACCCUGGGGACGCCAGAGGCUGUCUUUUCUUCUGGAAAAGGCUGCCUCUAGAGAAGCCAAAAUGUGGAGGGUCUACAUACCGAAGAAGCCCUCCUCACAGGAUACAGACAUCACCCCAGCCCAGCGGGACGAGGCCGUGCGCUGGUUGAUGGAGCUCCACAGCAGACUGCAGCUCUACCCAGAGACCCUGGUUUUAGCUGUUAGUAUCUUGGACCGGUUCCUUGCUCCCAUUAAGGCCCGUCCAAAGUACCUGCGCUGCAUCGCCAUCGCCUGCUUCUUCCUGGCUGCUAAGACCUGUGAGGAGGAUGAGUGUGUGCCCUCUCUGAAGGAGCUUGCUGCCUCCAGCAGCUGUGGCUGUUCUCCAUCAGAGAUCCUGAGGAUGGAGAGGAUCAUUCUGGACAAACUAAACUGGGAUCUGCACACUGCCACAGCACUGGACUUCCUGCACAUCUUCCAUUUGAUGGUGUUGUCAUGUCGUACUGGGUUUUUGGACUUCACGUUGGGACUGAACCGCUCUCAGCACCUCGCCCUGCUCACACGGCGACUCUACCACUGUUUGGCCGACCACAUACUCAUACAGCUCAGAGGAUCCAUGCUGGCCUUGGCCCUCAUCACCUUGGAGCUGGAGAGCUGCUGUCCUGACUGGCUGGCUCUCACCAUCAGCCUGCUGAGGAAGGCACAGAUUGACAGCUCUGACUUGAUUCGGAGUCGAGAGCUGGUGGCCCGUAGUCUGUCCACACUGAGAGCUUCCCUGCCUAGAAACACUGUCUACAUCUACCAACCCCUGCAGAACCAAAACACCCUGCAGCCUCCGGCACAGGACCCCACCCUCCCCUGCUGCACACUGGGGACCUGUCCAGGGACCAUCACCGAGUCUUCCAGGGACCACGCCCUCAUCCCUGCCCAGCCAAAGACACCUUCUGGUGGGGAGGAGGGGAGCCAUCAGCCCUGGAGCUCAGUCUCCUCCUCCUUCUCUACCACCGACAGCGGCAUCCCAGCUCUACUCUCUCCACCCAAACACCUCCGCCAUCUUAACCAUCUGCAGAAGGUCACGCUGCGCUGCAAGGCCUCUGCCAAGCGCAAGGUGGAGGAGAUGGAGGUGGACGACUUCUAUGAUGGCAUCAAACGCCUCUACAACGAAGAUGUCACCAACACCGGUCCUGCAAUGGGGGCGAUAACAGCAGGUGGAGGAGAAGGUCUGGGUGUUUGCAGUGUCCUGUUGUCCCAACAGGAAGGCAGCUCCUUCCCCUGCCCGCCUCUGCAGCCAGUCAGUGCCUCCUAGAGACCAAACAGGAACCUGUUUACCAAAAACACCUUCACACCUUUCAAAUUAAACUCCUCAAUUCAAAAUAUUCAAACUAUAUUCAGUUUUUUUGAUCAAUCAGUGACAUUUAGGCAGAUCUUUUGGCAACUCCCUCAGCAAGAGGCAACAAAGUCAGAGAAACAGAUUUUAUUCAGUGUUUCUAUUUCCAUAAAAAAAAAGCAAUAUAAAGGCAGCUCCUCAGGAAAUGUUGCCCAUCAGAGCCAGAGAAAAUUGCCCUUUACAUCACUGCUUUUGAUGAAACAUACAGUAAAAGAAGAAAAUAUAGAUGUUAUAAUACAAAUAAAACAGUGAUACAUAUGAUUUCAGUGGUUAAGAUGGUUUUGGUUUCAGUGCAAACAACCUCAAGCUGUUCAGCAGUCCUGAAGCCAGUUGCCAUCAUCCCCUGCAACCGGAAAACAGAGCCCAAAAAAAUGUUAACAUUAAAAAAAUAAAUAAAAAACCUGCUGCUACUUGUUAAUUAUAUGUGUUGAACACAAAUACAAUAUUACAAAAGGUAUAAAAAAAAAAUUCUUAAUAGAAAAGUGACCUUCAAAAAAACAAGAUUGACUUCUCUACUCCAGUGUCUCUAUCCUGUUGUGGAAGAUUUUUGAAAACGUCAUCGUUUGUCAACUUAUAUUUGUUGUUUGUAUCUUAAACUCUUUUCUUUCAUUUCAUAUUUGUUUUUAUUCUGUCUUCUUCCCUUUCCUUCCUCACACUGCACGUUUUGAAAUGUAUGAAUGUUUCUGUAUAAACGAUUAUCUGUAUUAUUCGCCCAGAUAGAAAACCUUUGUUUUGUGUUUUUUUUGUUUUGUUUGUGUGAAGUGCAAUUUUAUUGUUAAUAAGAUGCUAAUAUAAACAUCCCUCAGUUCUUCCCUUCCCUCUCAGCUUGUUGCGACAGCUUGACUGAAAGUUUUUCAGGUUGUUUUGUUUACCCACAAACUAAAAGGCUGCAGCUGAAUUCUAGUUUCCUCCUGCAGGCGUCUUGGCUGCCAAAUGAUCAAUUUACUAUUUGUUUUGGAGCCAAGUCAUCUUGAGAUAAUAGACAAAUUAUUAGUCACUACAGCAGCUCUCAGUGGGUGGAGUUAUCCACAGGCUGUUGCCGUAAACCCCACUCAUCUGGCACUCCUGAGAGUUUAAAACGAAUGCUGUCAAAAAUUCUGAAGCUACAGUACUUGUUGUCCAAUCACGGCCCUGUUCUCUAAUAUUGGCUCAAGUAAUCCAGGCUAACAUGUUCGCCAGCUAAAACGAUCCUGUUAAUUCUCACCCAGCUAUCUUGGUUCAUUGAACGCAGAGACCCCAAGAGAUCUUGAUUAUUUCCCAAUAACUCACAUGCUCUCAUCUAAAACCUUAAAUAGUCUAGGUCAUAAGAAGUUGGUAUUAUGACAACAGCUCCGGUUAAAUUCUAACAGAAACAUCCAGGUUUUACAAUAAACCUAACUUUGUUGCCCUUGUACAAAGAACAGGGCCCUGGUAAUAAAAAUCUGACCUCAUGUGGUUUCUGUGUUGAAGCAGCCAGAGGGAAUUAAAGUUCUAGUUAAUAUAUUCAUAUGCAAUAAAACAACCUUGAGUUAUUAGAAGCAUUUUAAUAUUAAGCUAAGAGACAGAAAUGUGUUUUUUGAGUUGGUGUCUGAGCUUCAGAAGAAGACAAGUGACUUCCCUUUGAUGUUCAAAAAAAUAUAAAACAACAGAUUCUGUUUUUAUCUCUUGAAGUUCUGUUUAAUAUAUUUUUAUUUCUGCAAAAAGCUCUGUUGUUCCUGCUGUGGGAGCUGCUGGUGGCUGCGGCACCAAUAAAUAAAGAGAGAAGAAUAUAAAAACUGA
Siniperca chuatsi (mandarin fish) is the source of this 3493-nucleotide messenger RNA. It is a transcript of the gene ccni, whose product is annotated as cyclin I. Gene Ontology annotation, molecular function: cyclin-dependent protein serine/threonine kinase regulator activity. The record is from RefSeq and is a predicted model, not a curated record. NCBI's taxonomy places the organism in Eukaryota, Metazoa, Chordata, Actinopteri, Centrarchiformes, Sinipercidae. Gene Ontology annotation, biological process: mitotic cell cycle phase transition; regulation of cyclin-dependent protein serine/threonine kinase activity. Gene Ontology annotation, cellular component: cytoplasm; nucleus; cyclin-dependent protein kinase holoenzyme complex.